This is a messenger RNA of Meloidogyne enterolobii, 259 nucleotides long. The record is from the annotation of a GenBank genome assembly. NCBI's taxonomy places the organism in Eukaryota, Metazoa, Nematoda, Chromadorea, Rhabditida, Meloidogynidae.
AUGGCCCAUUGCGGAUUACUCGAUCGUUUAUUGGCAGAAGGCCGUGAUAUUGCCUUUUUUGCUAAUAUAGAUAAUACUGGAGCUGUUUUUGAUGAAAGAAUUGCUAAGGUAUUAGCUGAUGGAAUUACGGAUUAUAUUUUGGAGGUUACACCGAGAACGCCUGCUGACGUUAAGGGAGGCACUUUAGUGGAAAUUGAUGAUGGCUAUAGACUCACACAACUUGAAUGCCCACAUGUCCCUGAUGGUAUAUAGAAAAUUA